ACGACGAGUCUUCCUUUUCCCCAUCUCUCCUACAAAUUUACCAAACCCUUCUCUUUCCAAUUGAUUUAUGUUUUUUUGACCAAAAAGUUUCUGAAAUUGCGAUGGUAAGGGGAUUUGCCAUGGAGUCACAGGAUAAGAGAAUGUGCAAGUCUGAAUCUGCCUUUUCUGGUGUGACCAUUGAUUAUAAUCAUCGUGUGUACGAUGAGGAUUGUUUUGGUGAUAUACUCAAUAUGUUUGAUUUCCCAAUGGAGAGUGUGGAAGGGGAUGGAUUUGCUGAAGAUUGGGCCUCUAAACUUGGUCCUAUACCUUCUGAGGUCUUCAAAGAGCUUGUGCCGCCGGUGUCCCAAAUUGGUGUUGGCAAUAGCUAUGGCUCCUCCACGGAUUUUCCCUUCGAGUAUCCUGCACUUAAUAGCAGGAAUUUACAACCAAAAUAUCAGCUAAAUCUUGAUGAAGAACCCUCCAAGGACUGUCAAAUUGGCAGGAUUUCUCAACUAAAACAGCAGCCAACUUUUGUUGAAAAGAAAGGGGUCUAUCCUUCAGCAGCAGCCUUCGAAGCACCUAGCCCGAAUUCAGUCCUUGAAAGUCGCAGCUCGAGCUCAAAUAGUAAAGGCAUCUCCUUUGGAAUCGAAAUCUCCAUUCCGGUAAGAACUCGAAGCAAGCGUUUGCGACCAACCACCAAUCCAUGGCUGGUGUCCCCUCACCUAAUUCUUCCAAACAAAGAUAAAAAGAGAAAGAAACCAUCAGUUAACAUAGACCCAAAGAGAUCUGUUGAAAGAUCGAAUGUCGUGGGGAUCAAGAAAUGUGCCCACUGUGAAAUCACGAAAACCCCACAAUGGAGGGAGGGACCAAUGGGACCUAAAACACUUUGCAAUGCAUGUGGGGUCCGGUACCGCUCCGGGCGUCUCUACCCUGAGUACCGCCCGGCCGCCAGCCCGACCUUUGUUCCAAGUCUACACUCAAACUCUCACAGGAAGGUGGUUGAGAUGAGGCAAAAGGCUGUUAAGUAAGCAGCCGGUAAGAGGGUUUUUCUUGUUUGUUUGAAAAUUUUGAGUCAUAAGAAUGAGAUGAUGAUAUAUUGUUGUGUACAAAGAUGAAAGGGAAGAAGAACCCAUUUGGGGGUUAAUUAGGGUUUAGGGUUUAAAUCUAGCAGUUUGCAGAUGAAAUAGGUUGCAAUUUUGAGUUGGGUAGUAGGAGUAGUUAAUAUGAGAGAUGUAAAGUAUUGCCUUAAAUCAUUUGUAUCAGACUUUUCUUCUUGUUUUCUUUCCCUACUACACCUU
This is a messenger RNA of Cynara cardunculus var. scolymus (artichoke), 1277 nucleotides long. RefSeq names its product GATA transcription factor 11-like. NCBI's taxonomy places the organism in Eukaryota, Viridiplantae, Streptophyta, Magnoliopsida, Asterales, Asteraceae. The transcript has 3 exons. Gene Ontology annotation, molecular function: zinc ion binding; sequence-specific DNA binding. The record is from RefSeq and is a predicted model, not a curated record. The coding region runs from base 102 to 1007 and encodes 301 amino acids. Gene Ontology annotation, biological process: regulation of DNA-templated transcription.